GUAACAUGGUAGAAAUCAUGUACAUUUUUCAGUCAAGUCUAAAUGUGAAUGAAAAUUCUGUCACUAUGAAUGUAAAAUCUCAUGUUUUACUAGCACAGGUGGAUUCUUUGUCAUGCGUGAAAAAUUGAGUCAAUUAAUACUUUUCAGAAGACAAAGACUAGGAUUAAAAAGCCAGGAAAUGUCAGAUUAGUUUUAUUCUGACCUGUGCAAAUUUAUUUGUCUAGUAUGCAUUGAGUACGGCUCAGGGAAAAAUGUACAGCUUUUAAUAGACUAAAUCCAGUCUUAAUGGAUUACCUAAUUGUAGAUUUCCAAGGAUACAGAUUAGAACCAUUUAUCUCUGAUUUCAGUGGAAAUUAGGCAAAUCAGAUUUUUUCCCCCUCUCUCUCCUUAAUUUCUGCUAGGUACCCCCGGGCCUUUGGAAAACAGGUAUUUUAAUUCUUUAGAAAGGUCAAGAUUCUGUCACAAAAGCUGAGCAAAAGUUCUCUGUGAUAAGAAGUUACCACAUGCUCCUUUUCUACCCCUAAGAACACGAAUUAGUUCAGAACUGCUUCAGUGGCAAGUGCAUUGCCUGAACUGGAAUGCCCCUUCUUUGUUGGUUUAGACUGUAGUAGCAGAUUUUCCUUGCAAUGGCUCAAAUUCCAAUGCUGGCUCACUUCAGGCUACUCGAGGUUCCUGUUAUUCCCUCUCUGGAUGGACAGUCCCGGUGUAAGAGAAAGUGUGAAAAUGUGCCUGGGUCCCUGCUGUGGAUUGUUGUGAUGGUUGGAAACAUAGUGCGAGGAAUGGGUGAAACUCCCAUCAUGCCUUUAGGCAUUUCCUAUUUGGAGGAUUUUUCCAAAGCAGAGAAUUCACCUUUCUACCUGGCAUGUCUACAUACAGCAACUGUAAUUGGCCCCUUCCUUGGUUUAUUGUUGGCUUCAUUCUGUGCAGAGCUGUUUGUUGACAUUGGAUCAGUUGUUGCAGAUGAGAUAACCAUAACAGCUACUGAUGCCCGCUGGGUUGGAGCAUGGUGGCUGGGCAUUUUGAUUUGUGCACUGCUCAAUCUCCUCGUGGCACUACCAUUUUGGUUUUUGCCCAAGUCACUUGUGAAGGAAGGUGAAACCAAUGAACCUGAAGAGACAAGUGAAAAAAGUGCAACACCAUUGCAAGAAAAUGAUAAAAAUGAAGCCAAACAGACCAUGUAUGAAAUUGCUAAAGAUUUCAUCCCCUUCCUCAAGGCUCUGUUCCACAACCCUGUGUAUAUGUUAUUUAUAUGCAUAACUGUGUUGCAGUUCAGUGCCUUUGAUGGCAUGAUAUCCUUCAUGCCCAAAUAUUUGGAACAGCAGUUUGGAAAAUCUGCAUCAGAUGCCAUCUUUUUAAUUGGUGUUUACAACUUGCCAGUUCUAUGCGUUGGGUAUUUUUCUGGCGGCUUAUUCAUGAAGAAAUUCAAGAUUAAUCUCUAUCAGGCUGCGAACAUAGCAUUUUGGGUAUCUUUACUGGAAUACCUUCUCUACUUUGCUGCCUAUUGGACUGUCUGUGAUACCUCACCAGUUGCUGGUCUAACAGUUUCCUAUCAAGGAAUAGAUCAAGUUUCAUAUGCAGAAAAUACUCUACUGGCUAGCUGCAACAUGGAUUGUGAUUGCCCACUUAAAAUAUGGGACCCUGUUUGUGGGAACAAUGGAAUCACUUACGUGUCACCGUGUCUGGCUGGGUGUAAAUCCUCAAGAGGAGCUGGAAGAAGUUUGGUAUUUGAGAACUGCACCUGUGUUGCAGCCUCCGGGUUUUCUUCUCCAAACAUCUCUGCAACUCUGGGCCAGUGUGAUGGACAUGAAAGCUGUGACAAGAUGCUCCAUUAUUUUUUAAUAUUGACAUUAGUCUGCAGCUUCAUUUUUUCCUUAGCAGCCAUGCCUGGAUACAUGGUCUUAAUAAGGUCUCUAAAGCCUGAACAGAAGUCAUUUGGAGUGGGUAUCCAUGGGCUGGCCUCAAGAGUAUUUGCUGGAAUUCCAUCUCCCAUUUAUUUUGGAGCAUUGAUAGAUACCACUUGCUUGAAGUGGGGUUCUAUGACUUGUGGUGGAGAAGGAGCAUGUAGGAUGUAUGAUAUUGUCACAUACAGGUGGCUCUAUCUUGGCCUGCCAGCAGUGUUACGUGGAGUGUCCUACAUCCCAAGCACACUAGUUCUCCUCACUUUAAAGAAGAAACUGAAAUCUGAAAAGCCAGUCCUAUUAAAUGAACCAAUAGAAAUGCAGGAUAAAAGACAAGAAGCAGUGAAAUAGCAUCACACAGAAGGACAUGUUGGGAAAACCAUUGCAGUGUAAAUAUUGGAUAUAUCCUUGUGAAAAAUUUUUUACUUUAAGUAAGGAACACUUGGACAGAGAUUAAUAGAAUUACACAUAGUUGUAUCCUACUUACAUUAUAAAAGUAUCAGUUUAUAAACACAAGGCAUGGGAAAGAUAUAUUUGGUGCAAAAAACAAGGACUAGAAAUAAAAAAAUUUAUGAAAUGCCAGGUUUGAGUUGUUUGAGCAAAGGGCUACGAAGCAGGAACAUAUGCGUUCAGUCCUGCUUCAUUGAAAAUAGAGAGAAUUUUGCAUUUGACUCUGAGUGAUACCAGAUUUCAUCUAGGAAUUCUCACAUGGUUUCUGUCAGAAUGUCAUUGACUGUAGACAAAAUUUGUGGCUUCUUCAUGUCCCAGUUUUCCAUAAAUUUAUUUAAUGAUAUUAGUCCUUUCAGGCAGAGAUUAUUUGUUAUUCUACAUAGUAUAGAUGGUCGAUAUUUUGUAAACCUGGUUUAUGACAUGGUCUGGGUGUUGUGGUAAUAACAAUAAAUUUUAAAAAUUACAUUUUUUUAAAAA
Molecule: messenger RNA, 2825 nt
Organism: Taeniopygia guttata (zebra finch)
Lineage: Eukaryota; Metazoa; Chordata; Aves; Passeriformes; Estrildidae
Product: solute carrier organic anion transporter family member 1A2
Biological process (GO): transmembrane transport; bile acid and bile salt transport; sodium-independent organic anion transport
Cellular component (GO): basolateral plasma membrane
Molecular function (GO): bile acid transmembrane transporter activity; protein binding
Source: RefSeq, a predicted model, not a curated record